This is a messenger RNA of Mycetomoellerius zeteki, 1555 nucleotides long. RefSeq names its product fatty acyl-CoA reductase 1. The record is from RefSeq and is a predicted model, not a curated record. Gene Ontology annotation, molecular function: alcohol-forming very long-chain fatty acyl-CoA reductase (NADP+) activity. The coding region runs from base 50 to 1555 and encodes 501 amino acids. Gene Ontology annotation, cellular component: peroxisome. NCBI's taxonomy places the organism in Eukaryota, Metazoa, Arthropoda, Insecta, Hymenoptera, Formicidae. The transcript is spliced from 8 exons. Gene Ontology annotation, biological process: long-chain fatty-acyl-CoA metabolic process.
UUGUCAUUUUUUAUAUAUUUUAUUGAUUAUACUUCUGUUACAUUUAAACAUGGAAAAUAAUGCGGCAGAUAUGUAUAUUCCGGCCUUUUAUGCUGGUCGUAGUAUUUUUAUAACCGGUGCCACUGGCUUCAUAGGCAAAGCUCUCGUAGAAAAGCUUCUGCGAUCAUGUCCCGAUAUAAUAGAAAUAUUUAUAUUGAUAAGAACCAAGAAGGGACUGAGCGUUAAUGAUAGGCUUAAAAAAAUGUUAGAUAACAAACUUUUCGACAAACUACGAAGCGAAAAACCAUCCAGUUUUGACAAAAUCAUUCCCAUAACAGGAGAUGUACUUGCUGAAAAUUUAGGAUUGCUAGCCAGUGAUCGCGAAAUCUUGAUUGAUAGAGUAUCCAUAAUUUUCCAUAUUGCCGCUAGCGUUAGAUUUGAUGAAGGACUCAAAGAAGCAGUCUUCAAUAAUACUAGAUCGACACGUGAUAUUUGUAUUUUAGCCCAAAAAAUGAAAAAAUUGAUAGUUCUUUUGCACGUUAGUUCUACGUAUACGCAAACCGACAAACCCGUAGUGGACGAGAUUUUAUAUCCUUCAGAAUUUGACUGGAAAAAAAUGAUAAAGAUUGCCGAGUCCAUCGACGAACACGUUCUUGAAAUAUUAACAGCAAAAACUCUAGGAACGAUACCAAACACUUAUACUUUUACUAAAAAGUUGGCUGAGCAAGUGAUAAGCGAUUAUUCCAGAUCAUUGCCUUGCGUACUGAUCAGGCCAUCGAUUGUUGUAUCAACAUCGUUUGAACCUAUUGUUGGCUGGAUUGACAACUUCAACGGGCCUGUUGGAAUGUUAGUUGGUGGCGGCAAAGGCAUAUUGCGUGUGUUGUGGUGUGAUCCUAACAUUGUUUCUGAUUUUAUGCCAGUUGAUGCAACCAUUAAAGCUCUGAUAAUUGCAACUUGGAAACGUGGAAUCAAAACUGAGAACAAAACAAUUGAUGUCUAUAACUGCUCUGGAAAUGGUAUAAAGCCCUUGAACUUACAAAAUAUAGUUCAUUCAGGCAUUGACAUUAUAAAGGAUAUACCUUUGGAAAAUUUAAUUUGGAACCCAAAAACGACAAUAACCAAAAAUUUUUACAUAUAUUAUAUAUCGGUGUUAUUACUACACAUUUUCCCGGCAAUUUUUUUGGAUGGUGUUUUGAAAUUAUUUGGUGUGCGCCCAAUCUUGCUCAGAUUACAAAGAAAAGUAUACGUGUCUAACAGCGCUUUGUCAUAUUUUUUGCUGAAUCAAUGGAAAUUUGUUAAUGCAAAGUUGUUAAAUAUAUUGGAUGAUCUCAGCGCCGAUAAUAAAAAAGAGUUUGGAUACCCUUUUCAAACUAUCGAUGUAUUACAAUUUUUUAAAGACGGGAUAAUUGGUGCCAAAAUAUAUUUGUUAAAUGAAAGCAUGAAUUUAGAAGCAUCUAAACGUCACUAUAAAAGAAUGGAAUUGAUUGAUACAAUUAUCAAGAUACUAUUUAUCGUGAUCAUUCUAUGGAUACUUUAUCGUAAGAAUAUAUUCUUUUAUAUUACAAAUAUAUUUUAA